AUGUCUGCUAAAAGAAAACCAGAAACACAAGUGCCAGCUGAAGAAAGUGACUUAUUAUCAAUUAGACCACUUGGAGCUGGUCAAGAAGUAGGAAGAUCAUGUAUCAUGUUAGAAUUUAAAGGCAAAAAAAUUAUGUUAGAUUGUGGUAUUCAUCCUGGUUUAUCUGGUAUGGAUGCAUUACCAUUUGUGGACUUAGUAGAAGCAGAUGAAAUUGAUUUAUUAUUAAUUUCACAUUUUCAUUUGGAUCAUUGUGGAGCUUUACCAUGGUUUCUACAAAAAACUAGUUUUAAAGGACGAUGUUUUAUGACUCAUGCUACUAAAGCUAUUUAUCGUUGGCUCUUGUCUGAUUAUAUUAAAGUAAGCAACAUUGCAACAGAACAAAUGUUAUAUACUGAAUCUGAUUUAGAAACUAGUAUGGAUAAAAUAGAAACUAUCAAUUUUCAUGAAGAAAAAGAUGUAUUUGGAAUAAAAUUUUGGGCUUAUAAUGCUGGUCAUGUAUUAGGUGCUGCUAUGUUCAUGAUAGAAAUAGCAGGUGUUAAAAUUUUAUAUACUGGAGAUUUUAGUCGACAAGAAGAUAGACAUUUAAUGGCAGCUGAAAUUCCAAAUAUUCAUCCAGAUGUUUUAAUUACUGAGUCUACUUAUGGUACACAUAUACAUGAAAAAAGAGAAGAUCGUGAAGGAAGAUUUACAAAUUUAGUUCAUGAAAUUGUUAAUAGAGGUGGAAGAUGUUUGAUACCAGUAUUUGCAUUAGGUAGAGCACAAGAACUUCUUCUUAUUUUAGAUGAAUAUUGGAGUCAACAUCCUGAACUUCAUGAAAUUCCUAUAUAUUAUGCCUCUUCUUUAGCAAAAAAGUGUAUGGCUGUUUAUCAAACUUAUGUAAAUGCAAUGAAUGAUAAAAUUAGAAGGCAAAUAGCUAUCAACAAUCCUUUUGUAUUUAAACAUAUUUCAAAUUUAAAAGGAAUUGAUCAUUUUGAAGAUAUUGGACCAUGUGUAGUAAUGGCUUCUCCUGGUAUGAUGCAAAGUGGAUUAUCAAGAGAAUUAUUUGAAUCUUGGUGUACAGAUGCAAAGAAUGGAGUUAUAAUUGCUGGUUAUUGUGUGGAAGGAACAUUAGCAAAAACUAUUUUGUCAGAACCUGAAGAAAUUACAACUAUGUCUGGACAAAAGUUACCAUUAAAAAUGUCUGUUGACUACAUAUCAUUUUCGGCACAUACAGAUUAUCAACAAACUUCAGAAUUUAUACGUAGUUUAAAACCACCACAUGUUGUGCUUGUACAUGGAGAACAAAAUGAAAUGGGUAGAUUAAAAGCAGCAUUACAAAGAGAAUAUGAAGAUGAUCCAAAUACAACAAUGGAGAUACAUAAUCCUAGAAAUACUGUUGCUGUAGAAUUAUAUUUCAGAGGAGAAAAAACUGCCAAAGUAAUGGGCACAUUAGCAAUGGAAACACCUAAACCAGGGCAAACAUUAUCUGGAGUUCUAGUUAAAAGAAAUUUCAAUUAUCAUAUGCUUGCACCUUGUGAUUUAUCAAAAUAUACAGAUAUGAGUAUGAGUCAAGUUAUUCAAAGACAAAGUGUAUAUUUUUCAGCAUCAUUACUAGUAUUAAAACAUUUAUUAACUCAAAUUGCUGGAAAUUUAGAAGUUGUAGAUGACAAAAAAUUACGUGUUUUUAAGAAUAUUGAUGUUACAAUUGAUGGAAAAAUUGUUACAAUGGAAUGGGUCGCAACACCUGUAAAUGAUAUGUAUGCAGAUUCCGUUUUGACUGCAAUAUUACAAGCUGAAAUGAUGGAACAACCACUCAAAGUAUUACCUGCACCUACAAAAAUGGAUCGAAUGCAUUUUAAAGAAUGUUUGAUAGAGAUGCUACAAGAAAUGUUUGGUGAAGAUUCUGUUCCUAAAAUUUUCAAAGGAGAAAAAUUAUAUGUAACAGUUGAUGGGAAAAAAGCACAUAUAGAUUUAUUAAAUUUAGAAGUAACUAGUAAAGAAGAUGAAACUUUUCAACAAAUAGUACAAACAGCAGUAACAAAAUUGCAUCAAUCACUUGCACCUCCCUGUGAUACAAUUUAAAAAAUAUUUCUUUAUAAAUUACAUAUUAAAUAUAAUACUUAUAAAAUUAUUAAUAAGUAUAUAAGUAUAUUAUUAGAAAAUGUUAAAAUACAAAGACUUUUAUUUAUUGUACAAUUCAAUGGUAUUGUAUAAUACAAACAUUUGUUCAUUUUUAUAAUAAUAAUAAUAUUAAUAAGUAAAAGUAUAAAAAUUAAA
This is a messenger RNA of Apis cerana (Asiatic honeybee), 2256 nucleotides long. It is a transcript of the gene Cpsf73, whose product is annotated as cleavage and polyadenylation specificity factor 73. Lineage: Eukaryota; Metazoa; Arthropoda; Insecta; Hymenoptera; Apidae. The record is from RefSeq and is a predicted model, not a curated record. Gene Ontology annotation, molecular function: RNA binding; 5'-3' RNA exonuclease activity; RNA endonuclease activity. Gene Ontology annotation, cellular component: mRNA cleavage and polyadenylation specificity factor complex. Gene Ontology annotation, biological process: mRNA 3'-end processing by stem-loop binding and cleavage.